AUGAACCAUAGAGAUAUAGAAAUUAAUGAAUUGAAUUUGGCAGUGGAAUCGAAAUCAAACUUCAGCUCUAGAAAUGGCUACAAACAAUUGUCUAUUCCUUUUUCCUUUUCGUGCGGCCGUGUCACCGCGUGGUUCACGUCCGCGUUUCUCGUAGAAACAUUUACAAUGGCUAUCAGACCAGUUUACAGACCAAAAAUCGUCAAAAAGAGGACGAAAAGGUUUAUCCGUCAUCAGUCAGAUCGCUAUGAUAAACUUAAACGCAACUGGCGUAAACCUAGAGGUAUCGACAACAGAGUACGUAGACGCUUCAAGGGUCAGUAUUUGAUGCCCAACAUUGGUUAUGGCUCAAACAAGAAGACCCGUCAUAUGCUACCAAAUGGCUUCCGCAAGGUUCUAGUACACAAUGUACGCGAAUUGGAAAUCCUAAUGAUGCAGAACAGGAAAUACUGUGCAGAGAUUGCCCACGGAGUUUCAUCCAAGAAGCGGAAGACAAUUGUGGAGCGCGCACAACAGCUCAGCAUUAGGGUCACCAACGCAGCGGCGCGUUUACGCAGCCAGGAGAAUGAAUAAACUUUACAAUAAAA
This is a messenger RNA of Diatraea saccharalis (sugarcane borer), 584 nucleotides long. The record is from the annotation of a GenBank genome assembly. NCBI's taxonomy places the organism in Eukaryota, Metazoa, Arthropoda, Insecta, Lepidoptera, Crambidae.